Molecule: messenger RNA, 7897 nt
Organism: Hyalella azteca
Lineage: Eukaryota; Metazoa; Arthropoda; Malacostraca; Amphipoda; Hyalellidae
Gene: Set2
Product: microtubule-associated protein futsch
Exons: 17
Coding region: 47-7432 (2461 amino acids)
Biological process (GO): regulation of DNA-templated transcription
Cellular component (GO): nucleus; chromosome
Molecular function (GO): protein binding; histone H3K36 methyltransferase activity
Source: RefSeq, a predicted model, not a curated record
GAAGAUGGUGUAGACAAUAUACAUUCUAAGUAGGAGAGCCACGAAGAUGGAAGGCCCCACAGUCAACUCCAUAAGCAACAUGGAUGCUGCUUCUGACAAUUACAAUACAUUUCCAGAAAGAGAAAUUCAGACCCAAUGUCUUGCUGAACUGAAGUGCAAUCCCUCCCUUACAGAAGGUAAUCAAUCACAAGCUCCAGAAAAGCCUACACCUGCUGUCCCACCUGAAGAAGCUAGCAUGCCUGAAACUGACUCAAACAUCUCAAACAACACAAUACUUCAUGAAGCAGCUAGUGACAAUCCUAGCAAUACAAAUACUGUUGAAUCUUGUGUUUCCAACUCUGAUAUUUUGCCUGUUGCAUCUUUAAAUACCUCAGCUUCUAUAGCUAUGCCACCUGCUCCCUCUGUGUCCAAAUCUGGAGUUGAAAAGGUUGCACCACCUGAAUCAGUUAAAAGUUCACCAGUGAUAAUUACAUCAGUUUUUAAAGCAAGCACACCCCGUAUCACAGUCACUAAAUCUCCCAUUGUAAGUGCUCCAUCCAACACUCCUGUGGUUGCCACUCCAACUGCCUCUGCCAAACCUGCAGCAGUAGCAGUUGCAUCUGCCCCUAGACGCUCGUGUAGGGCUCGUCGCAUAAAUUCACGUUUUGAUUUGGAUGAAGUUGAUGAGAGCUUCAAGCAGCUAGUGGCAAGAAUAGCUGCUCCUGAUAGCCACAGUAUACUCCAAAGUCCUGAACUUGCUUUUCAUUCCCCUGCCCCACCACCUCCCGUCACCAUUCAUUCCACUGUUCCUUCUAGUGCCCCUCAUAGCACUUCUGGUGAGGAGCCCUCAAUCCCUCAGAAGCCAAUGGCCAAAAAAUUUUCAAAAAAAUCUAAUAAGCUAACACAAUCCUUUGAGACCCAAAAAAGUGCUCAAGUCUAUACCAGUAAUGGUCCAAAAUUACCUAAAAAAGUCAAGCCUGGAGCAUUGCAUCUCAAAACAAAAUUGGUACAGGAAAAGAGCUCCUUUGGAUCUGACUCAGAUGAUGAUGUUCCCUUAGCCCAUUAUGCUGGUACAUCCUCCAUGUCAGAGGUUAAUGAUACACCAACACAGUUUUCAACAAAACUUAAGGAACUGUCGUCUCAAAUCCCUCAUGUGAACUGUGCCUUUCCCAGCAAAUAUUCAAUCAAAACCAUCCAUAACCCUGAACUAUCCAGUACUCCAAUUAGCAUCGUGUGUAUUGAAGAUCCUGAUGAAGCUGAAGAAUUGGCCAAGUUCUCUGAUUCAAAGCGAGCUAAGAAGCAGGCCAAAGGCAGCAAAGUUGUGAGAAAAACAAAGGGAGGAGAUAUAAGCGUAUCAAGAAUGGCCAACGGUAUUGAUAAAGCAUCUAAGAAUUUUCCUACCAAGUCUGCCCGAAAAAAGAAUUUUGAGUUAGAAAAGUUGAAGGAAAAAUUGAACUCCACCGUUGCCUCUGGAAAGUUAUUGAAGAUAGUUAACCUGAAGGUCGUACCUAAUUCAAUAGCAAGCAUCCCUCAAGGCAAACAACCGAGUGAGAUUGCUGAUAAACUGCCAUUGGACAAAUCUAAAGCUUGCAGAAGUGGGCUUCAUGAACUGCAUGACGGAGGCAAUAGCAGAGAUACUCGAAUUACAAGUCCACAUAGCGAGGAAACUUUAACUGAUUCGCAUGACCACAUGAAAUCUGCACUCCCAAUCAACCAAAACCCCGUCUUGUCAGAACUUGUUAACAACACGGCCACUAAUCCUCAUUCUCCGAUCAAGAAAGAAAACUUCAUAACCAGCUUUUCCUCAGAAGAAAAUUCGGGAAAUGUUAAAUUAUUAAAAAGUACAGAGACUCAAGAAAGCAUGGUAAAUAAUACUCAAGGUCCUUGUAAACAGGAAAUUUUAGAGCCCCAUAAUUACAAAAAACGAAGAUCCUUUGAUUUAUCAACAUCUAAUAGUAAAAAAAUUAAAUACGAGUCUGACGGUGACUCAAUUAACUGUAAGGCGAACGAAGAGCAAUUUAGUGGCGACUGCACUGCGUCCAGACUGAAUAUUGCGCCGAAAAAUGAAAAAGAAUUUACCGAUGAUUCAAGUUUUAUAAAACAUUCUGGAAGGACCCCGUCGCCGACUCUAGACGCUCCUGAGCAAAAAGUUGACUUGUCAAUUGUUCGUGACACUAGGACCCAAACUGGCAUUGGAGCCGGCGAAGACGAUGUCAAAUAUUCUGCGAUAUCGUCACCCAAGCUCGAAAAAGUUAGGGAUGGUUAUAAAAAAUCUUCACCCAAUCAGUCUCCUAGCGUACAUCGGUCAUAUAGCAAUCGGACAUAUAAUCAGUUGCCAUCAUCCUCUGAUACACCAGAUACAACUGACAAUAUUGAUUACAAAAGGAAGAGAAUUAAAAUGUCGCCACCUGACUCCAAAGAUGACGUAAAACCCGAUCUUUUGAUGACAAAAAUCAUCGAAGGAUCAGGAAUUGAAGCCAAACCAGUUCUAUCAAACUCGGAUUCUACUAAUUUCCAACCGUUAUCAGUGAUAUCAAGUAAAAACAAUGACGAUUCCUAUGAAAAUGGAAGUAAUUCUUUUAAGAAAGAGCCGGUAGAUUGCGAUGCACCGAAUUUUGUCUCGUCACUUGAUCCUACAGGGCCUCUCAGCUCCACUCAAUCCAUAGCUGAACCAGGUGGUCGGCCGAAGGAUGACAGGAAAGAUGACAGUCGCGAACGAAGGCAUGGUAGUGGUCACAAGAGCUCCCAUUCGUCCAAAGACAAACACCGCCGCGAUAGUUCUAGGAGUAGAUCAAGUUCAAGCAGAAGUUCCGAUAAAAAGACUGAAGAUUCGCGACACAAGUCGCGGCAUGAUCGCUCUCGCCACGAGGAUUCUCGGAGAAGCAGAGAUCACAAGUCUUCUCGCCGAGACAGCGAUGGCAAGCGAAGCCAUGAUGGUCGGGACCGGAGAGAAAAAGACCGUGAACGACGUAAUCACGACCGGAAGCGGGACCAUGAGAAGAACGACUCGAGCUCAUGUAAGAAUAAUGUUGGUUUAUCUGAGCCAAUCAUUUCAGAUGAACCCAAGCUUGAUGUAAAUGCACAUAAAGAAAUUUUAACUCGUGCAGAAGAUUCUACAGUACAUCAAGAAAGCAGGUCACCGAAUCACGUCGUGUCAUCUUCAAAGGAUUUCGUUCCCUGCUCGAGUGUCGAUGUGGAAUCGAAAGAAAUUAAUCGGACUUGUUUAAAUCCUUCAUUAAAAUAUGAAAAUUUGAGCUGUAGUGACGAGGGUCGCUCUGUAAAAGUGGUUGAAGCAAGUCAAGAUGCCAAGUGUGAUUUGUCAUUCACCAGUAUUCCUCGCAGUAAAGACCUCAAGCUCGAACUGGCGGAUGCUUCAGACGCCAUCGCGACGUUACCAAAGAUCUCCAACGACGCCGUAGUAAUAAGUCGCUGCAGUAAUUCCUCAGGUUGCUCUCAGGAUGUUAAUAGGGAUUUAAAACCCGAAAUUUUGAUGUCAACUGUUUCGCUUAAGCCCUCCAACAGUAGCGAAGCCAAAUACUCGGAAACAGAAAGCAAGCCACUCCCUGAGAAAAGCAUUGCACGUGCUUCAAUACAAACGAAAGAAGAAGUUUCAUCAGAGACCUCGUCAACACGGGAUACAAUUGAUAAUCCGGUUACUCCACCAUCGCUUCCCGAUUCUAAGCCAUUGAUGAACGUGAUGGAUCUACUCAAUUUAUGUCGAGCUAACAUCCCAAACUCUUCUCGUGAACCGUCGGACUCUCCUCCAGGCGAAAAAGCCGAUGUCAAUACCAACACUUUCGUAUCUGAUAUCGCUGUUCCAGAUUCUCCAAACAACAAAACCAGUAUGGGCGCUUUGCCAACAGAUUCGGUACCGUCACAUCUGCCGAAUGUAAUGCCUGUUUUUAACAGUCAUUCCACACCAGAUUUUCCUCUGAAAUUGCCCCUUAAUGCAAUGGGGACCAAUCCUGUCGGUAUCUCUACCACUGAAGAUUUCGAGGCCAGCAAGGCUAGAGCCCAGCAACGUCUUCGAGAAUUGGGUGCCAGCAGCGACAGCGAUGUUUCACCCGAUUCUAGCAUGAGAAAGAGAAGUCCACCUUAUCACGAAAAUACUCUAAAUGAUGCGGCUGUACAUGUCAGGAAGCUUGAUGUGGACGAAAAGUUAGAAGACGUGUAUAAACUCGCAGCAAGAGAAGCAUGUAGUUUGCAAAAAGAUGUAAAUUUUGAGUCGGGUAAGCUGUCGAACUCGUUUGAUGUCCCAGGUGAUUUAGUUGGUGAUGUACCAGCAGAUAAGGAUGAUUCUCCGUAUAUCGCUUCUCCCGAACCUAAGGUUGAAGAAACUCCAGAGGAGAGAGAGAAGCGUGAAGAAGAAGAGCGUCGGCUUGCUGUGGAGAAGGAAGAACGUAACAAAGCUGUAGUGGAGGCGCGUUUGAAUUCCUACGUUCACUUGAAGGAGAAUCUUUACCUCAUCGACCGCAAGAAGAGCAAGCAAAGUAAGGAAGUUCGGCGAAUGGUGUGCGACUGUUUCCUGACCAAGGAAGAGCUUGCGAAUGGAGAGAAGGGGUGUGGGGAGGAUUGUCUCAACAGACUCCUCAUGAUUGAAUGUGGGUGGCGCUGUCCGCUAGGAGACGCGUGCCUGAACCGUCAGUUCCAGACCUGCGCCUACGGUCCCGUCGAGGUCUUCAAUGCCGAGGAGAAGGGCUGCGGCGUCCGCGCCACGAGUCUCAUCGAACCAGGGACGUUCAUCAUGGAGUACGUGGGUGAAGUGUUCGACCAGCGCGAGUUCCGUCGCCGACGCAAGGAUUACGGCAAGGACGGCACCGCGCAUUUCUACUUCAUGGCCCUCAAGGCGGAUCAGUUCAUCGACGCCACCAGGAAGGGGAACAUCUCGAGAUUUGUUAAUCACUCAUGCGACCCCAACGCCGAGACGCAGAAGUGGACCGUGAACGGAGAUCUUCGAAUCGGAUUCUUUGCCACCAAGUUCAUUCGUCCUGGCGAGGAGAUCAACUUUGACUACAGGAUGGAGAGAUACGGACGUGAGCCCCAGAAAUGCUACUGUGGAACAGCCAUCUGCCGUGGCUGGUUGGGUGAACCGCCAGACGAAAAGACAAAGGAAGAGAAGGAAGAGGAGAAGAAGAAGCUUGUCUCUUCUGAUAAGAGGAAGAAGGAAGAGAAGAAGCACUUCGACGACGAGCUUCUGGAUGACGUGUCUGAACUGGCGCGUGUUGGCUUACGCAACAAGCGUGACACGUUACUGCUGUCACGAGUGAUGGUGCGUGCCGAGACAAACGCCGUACGUAUGCAGUUGUUGUCGCUGCUUUGUGCCGCGUCAGCAAACAUGCCCUGCCUUCGACUCUUCAUGGACUACCACGGCCUCAGCCUCCUCUGGUCCUGGAUGGCUGAUCUCAGCACGGCUCUGCAACACGCGCCACUUAAAUUAAAGAUCCUGAAUGCACUGGACAUUCUGCCAAUCACAAACCGGACGCAAGUGUCAGACAGCCGUGUCAUGGAGAUGGUCGAGAAGUGGAGUAAGCAACUCCCGCCUCCCCCUCCAGCUGUCGCCCCUGCAUCUGCUGUAGCUGUCGUGGACGGCUCACCCACGCACACAGUUGCAGAAAAGAGAAAAAAUAUUGAUGACGGCGUUGAAGACGAUGAUAGCAGCCAACUAAGCUCUGACGACAACAGUAAACAAGGUUCUGAUGAGAACAGCAAGCAGUUCCUCAGCCCUGAAGAUAACAGCAGCGACUCAAGUAUUUCUACUGGGAAGAACAAGCCAACUGCAAGUGCUGGAGUGUCAGUCCCUGAGGAGUCGUCUAGCAACCUCGCUUCAGAACCUGAUGAUUCCCAAUUGAGGAGAAUACAGCUCGAGAUGGUGGAGCUGGCGCUGAAGCUACUGGAGCGAUGGCAGGUGCUCAAGGAGGAGUUCAGAAUCCCGAAGAAGCAGCGAGUGGAGCUCAUGAAGGAACACGAGAGGGAAGUGGAGGCUGGGUACAGACGGUACCUCGACACUGAACGCGGCAAGAGAGAAACAAAAGACAGAUAUGGGCGAAGUUCCUACGACAACUGGCGCUGCAAAGUACCAGUGCUGGACUCCCAUGGCAAGGCACAGCGCUGGCCCAGCAAUGACGCCAUCUCCAUCAUGAUGAACAGCGAGGAGUUUGCUGGGCUCUCCAAGGAAGAGCGACGCGAGAAAUUUGCUCAGAAAGUGGCGCAAGAAGACGAGCAACGACGCCUUCAGGAGGGCAUGUGGAGCGUGCACGUAGAGCGCUGUGGGCGCAUAGGGCUUGACCCAUACCACUCCCCCAUCGUGGACCCUUCAGGACAAUACUAUUGGGACGCUAGCAAUUCCACCUGGGUCCCACUUACGCCUGAGACGGCUUACGCGGCGGGCAUCAUAAGUCCGGCUAUAGCUCAGCAACACGGUGUCCCUGUGACGGGGAGCUUUGGCAUUCCCGGCGUGGACGCGUCCAUGGUUUAUGACCCCAACUCCCCUCCUGUCCUCAACGGCAAGAUCCUGCCACCGGUGGUGGUGACCGUCAAACUGCCUCCUCACUGGCACAUAGCCAGGGAUCAGUUCAACAGGGUUUAUUUUUACCACAACCGCAGUCGGCAAACUCAGUGGGAGAUUCCUACCACCGAGACCAAGACCACCGUUCAGAUCAGUGACUCUGAGUCGGACUCUACCAGCAGCUCUUCUGAUAGUGAAGAAGAGUUCUCGAGCGACGAAGAUGAUGCGAACGAUGACGAGGCAGCCAAGGCGAAGAGCGCCGCGGCAGAUGCUGACGAUGCUGAGGCCGCCGUCGAGGGCAAGAUAAUACGACGGCAGCGCGGCAAGAAGAAACACUCAGAAGCCCUCGUGCAGCAGCGCGUCAUCAGCCCAAUACGAGAGCUGGACAGAGAGUUGGCUCGCAAAGAGCGACGUGAGGCGAAGGAGCGAGCUAAGCACGAGGCUCGUAAGGAACGUCAGUACCAGGAGCUCAUGGUUCCUGCUGACGAUGAAGACGAGGACGACGUUUAUGAUGGCGCCUCAGACGACGUGCUUCUCAGCCGCGUCGCGCAUCACGCCAGCAGAGACAAGCUCAAGACUAAACUUCAGCCGGAAACUUUCCGCAGUAAAGAGCGUGCAGCCACAGCCAUCGCGGACAACAGCGAACGUGCGCGCAAGAUUAAAGACUUGUUCAGGUCGCGCAUGGCCACCUUCAUCGUGUCUGUGCUCAACCCAUACAGACGAGCCGACUGCAAGAAAGCUCGGAUAAACACCACCGACGACUUCAAGUAUCUUGCCAGAAAACUGACGCACUUCGUAAUGGUGAAGGAGCUGAAGCAGCUGCCCAGCAUAGAUGACCUGGACUGCAGUGAGAGCGUCAAGCAUAAGACCAAGGACUUUGUUAGAAAAUAUAUGGCUAAGUAUGGUACAUCUUUCAAGCGUGAUCCUCUGGAUACUAAAGAAUAUUGAUAUUUUACCUCCUCUUACCCUAACUUAGUUUGGUAAGAAUAGUACGUGAUGCGAGUGGUUAACCUCACUUUCAUGAUCAGAGCCCGUCAAGUAAGAGUAGGUACUGUUAAAAACUAGUUUUAUUUAUGUGUGAUGCCUCUGUGGCUUUUAUUUGUGACAGAUACAUAGUGUUUAUGGGUGUGAAUUGUUAUUUAUAAUCUAGCACCUUUGUCUGCUGCUCCCGUUGCAUGUACAGCUUUCACUGCCUAAAAUAAUUUUGUUGAAAGAAUAUGCAAUUUAGUAUUUGACGUGAUUCUGAUAUCAGGGGUUUGUAGCAUCUAUGAUUUGAUUCCGCACCCCGAAAUUGCUAUAAUUGCUCUUAUAUUUGUGUCACAAAGAAAAAUUGUUUUUGAUUUGACGAAAUUUGUAUAUAUAUUAUGUACAUAUGAGCAUUAUUUUUAUGCCUUAAUAAAAACUUGGAAAUAC